Lentinula edodes (shiitake mushroom) is the source of this 1668-nucleotide messenger RNA. RefSeq lists its product as uncharacterized. The transcript has 7 exons. NCBI's taxonomy places the organism in Eukaryota, Fungi, Basidiomycota, Agaricomycetes, Agaricales, Omphalotaceae. The coding region runs from base 120 to 1481 and encodes 453 amino acids. Gene Ontology annotation, molecular function: protein binding. The record is from RefSeq and is a predicted model, not a curated record.
UUCAUUUGCCACCGAGCAAAGCCUAGUAUUUAGCGAAUAAGCGCCCGUCUUAUCAACGCGCCUAUUAACGCGUCACCCUCUUCACCCACACCACAUACUUCUUGUGUAUCGUGGUUAUAAUGGUCACUGCAGACAAUUUGAAUCUGGACGUUCUCGAGUCGAUAUUCUUCUAUCUUUCUGGCAAUGACUUGUCCUCAGUUGCUCUCGUCAGCCGCUCCUUUUUCGCUGGUGUUAUCCCAAGGUUGUAUCGAAAAAUAAUGUUUCGUUUAAAUCAUGCGAAGAGGUAUCCCCGGGUCAUGUCACCCUUCAGUGCGAUACUGGCUCAUCCAUCUCUUGCCACUCAUACACGACAUAUAGACAUCCGCACCAUUCCGACAUUGAAAUCUCAGCUACAUCCAGUCUUUCUCUCCGAGUGCACACGAGCGUUAGCUCUUUGCAAUAAUCUUCAAUCAUUUCAAUGUACUGUGAAUGCCGUACCACCUCUUUUGCCUUCUCUACAAGGCAAAGAACGACUACAGGACCUUCGAAUAUAUGCAAACCUUACUACUCUUCAAAGUGAAAAGCUGGCCGAAAUUGCAAAUUUGACGAAUCUUUGUUUGGAUUUUGGGUCUUGGAAUGUCCUCGACGUUCUUCCAAGAUGGACUCCGAAAUUCGCAAAAACACUCACAUCUUUGUGCCUUUAUAUGGCAAACGAACUCAAUGAAACCGUCCUAGACAAAGUGCUUCAGCAACUGCCUGAACUACAAGCUCUCCACAUUGUCGGAUGUGGCCAAGUUGACCAUCUGGUUGUCCUCCGACUCGUGUCACGUACACCGCGUUUGGAAAGCUUGUCUUUGAGUACGACGGAAUCUCUCGCCCCGAUUUCUCAGCCACCCCCUUCGCUCCAGCACCUAAAACAUCUGGCGCUGGAUACCCGAUACUCAAUGAUGUCGUCCCCAGCGCCCCAGGUACUCUCGUCAAUUCUAAAUCAUAUUCAAUCAUCUGCACCUGCAUUGCUGUCAUUCAUCAUGCGUCUCCCCGAACUUAAAAUCACUGUCGGCAACGAGUUCAUCGAGGAACUCGUCAAACUACAUGGGCACACACUGCGAACUCUUGCUUUCAUCGAUUGCGGGGUGAGCAUGGAAUCUAUUGUAACAAUCACCGAAUCUUGCCCGAACAUGGAACGUUUGGAACUGCCUAUUCCGGUCAAGGACAUGUAUGCUUUUGCGAAAUCCCUGGACAAAGCCACCAACCUCCAAACGAUCAUUGACACCAACACACACUCUGCCCAUGGACAUGGCCCAAAUGUUUCUUUGGUACGAGACAACGUGCGACAUUUGAUGAUGCAUGGUGCACAAUUACGAAAGAUUGUCAGUGGUAAACGGGUUUGGAAGAAUACAUUGGCAACUUCAAUAGACUUGUCACUUGAACGACUGCCUGCCUAUGCUUCGGGGACGCACUGGUUCAUGCCUCGAGACAUGUCUGAUUUCGGGAUGAACUAGGUAUUUUUGGAUGCCUUGCUUAGUCUAUUUGUCGCAGUUGUUUUUCCUGUGCGGACUCGGCCUCAAAACUAUCUCCCAUUGGAACCCGCCAACCAUCUGUUCUUACAACUAAUGUACAAGGACAAAUCUCCAUAACAAGAGUCCGAUGUUAUACAGCAGUUUGUAUUAUACAACAACCAAUUACUUG